AUGGCAAUGAAUCCUUCUUCUCUCUCCUUUAUGUUUCUCUCUCUUUGCACUCUCUUCUCUGCAACUUCAGUCUCUUCUUCGACCUCCAUCUCUUACUCCCACCACUGCGCUUCGAUGGUCCCCGAGUCAACCCCAACUGCUCCCUCCACCACUGCAUUCCCAUAUCUCACACCAGUCCUCGUUAAAUACACCGGUGGCGACAGAAUCCUUAACGACACCAAUAUCUCCUCCGAAGCCAAAAAAAACUUCUUGUUUCUUCCAACCCAGAACAUCUUCAAAACCAACACGUCCGGUGUUUACAAGAUCGAAGCGUCCUUAAUCUUCCGAUCAUCAGGCUUUUAUUACCAUGGCAAUCAUACAAGGAGAAACACAUUGAAAUUUGCGUUUGAUGGGUUUUGGUCACAGUACUCUGAGAAGCUAUGUAUGGUAGGCUCGGCUUCUUGGUACUCGAACAGAGGUAAUUUGAUCAAUCUUGAUGCAAUCCUUAAGCUUCACUAUCCUAUGAAUUUGACUAUCUUCAAUAGUUUAAUAACUGGGAAAUUGGAGAGCUUGGCUUCUCUGAAUGAUCCGAAUUAUUUCGAACCCGUUUCACUUUUGGAGUUUGGUUCAUCGAGUUACUAUCAGUAUUCAUCGAGUAAGUAUCAGUAUUCAUUGAUUUCUGGGAAAUUUGUUAGCGAUUGUCGCGGUGGGAUUAAUAUUCCCAAAAAUCAAUCACUUGGUUUAAAUCCAGGAUUGUUAUGUUACACAAGGACGAGUAGGCAAAACGAUGUCUUUAACUUGGAGUAUUUGAAUGAGUGCAGUUCUUUAAAAAAUUGUACUCCUCUUGGUAAGGAUGAUAACGAUGAGUUGCCAAGUGAAAUGACGUUGAAUGCCAUUCAGUGUUCUGAGGAGGAACACAAGGUGCAAUAUGUGAUCAAAUUUGGAUCAGGUUACCAAUACCUAGCUCUUGAUCCCAAUACAGCGCUCGUUGGAGAGGGAUCGUGGGAUGAAAAGAAGAAUCAGCUAUGCAUAGUUGCUUGCCGGUUUUUGAACUCUACCGACUCCUUGGACAAUGCCCGGGUUGGUGAUUGUUCGAUUAGGUUGAGCUUGUGGUACCCUGCUUUCUGGACAAUCAGGAACAAAACAAGUGUUUUGGGCCAGAUUUGGACUAACAAAACUGUUAACGAGUCUGGAUACUUCAAUAGGAUCACGUUUAGAAGUCGCGACAAUAGCAUGGCUGUGGUUCCUGGUUUGAGAUACGAGUACACAGUAACCGAAAAAGUAAAGAAGUCGUGUCCUUUCAACCAGUCGGUUAUUAAGAAGGGCAACAGAUAUCCGAAGUGGAACUCUGACGACUUGGCAUUUAACAUGUGGGUUGAAGAUUCUACGGGGAAUCAUUCUUGGUCUUGGAGUAAAGCAACGCCUAGCUUUUUCGGUGAUCAAAAUUACGUGCUGAAGCGGAACCCAUUUUCUACCCGUACGUCAAUGAAUGACAUGAUUGCGGUUAAGGGAGAGAGUAUACAUCACGGCCCAUUGAAUAUUACCUACACGAUUUCGCCGUAUCAGACUUCUUCAGCUACAUCGGUAAUUUCUGCUGAAGGGUUGUAUGAUGAGGAAACAGGAAGGGUAUGUAUGGUAGGCUGUAGAAAGCUAUCAACAGGUGAAUCUAUGGACUGUGAGAUUCUUUUGAAGUUCCAAUUCCCGCCGGUAAAUGCAAAGGAAGGAGGGCAAAUCAGGGGAAGCUUUGAAAGCAUGAGGGAGGAAAAUGACCCUCUUUAUUUCAAGCAAUGGGAAAUGACUUCAAGGACUUACUAUAGAGAAGAAGCCGAAAGAUCUGUUCAGCGGUUGGAUUUGGAGAUGGUGAUGGUUUUGAUCUCCAGUACACUCGCGUGUGUAUUUUUAGGGUUACAAAUCUUAUACGCGAAAAGGAACCCUCAAGUUCUUCCUUUCAUUUCCUUGGCGAUGCUUCUGUUACUCAUUUUAGGUCACAUGAUUCCUCUUGUGCUAGAGUUAGAAGCUUUGUUUCGAGGAAACCAGAACCAGGAAGACGUAUUGCUUGGGAGUGGAGGGUGGGUCGAAGUGAACAAAUUUGUUGUCAGAGCGCUUACAGUGGUGGCUUUCUUGUUGCAACUCCGGCUUCUCCAACUUGCGUUUGCUGCACGUUUGGGCAACGAAAACUAUAAAGGGUUGUGGGUUGCUGAAAAGAAGGCAUUGUUUGUUUCUACAACAUUGUAUACAGUGGGGUUGCUUUUUGUUUUGUUUCUAGGUACGAGGAAGCAAAAUCACAGCAAAGCAAUAGAUUCUUCCACUUCUGUUGUUCACCACAUACAUUAUAUCCGGAGGGAUUUAAUAUGUUAUGGCGGUUUUGUGCUCGACGGUUUCCUUCUCCCUCAAAUCCUCUUCAACAUUUUCCAAGUUUCAAAGAAGAAUGCUCUUUCUCAUUUGUUUUACAUGGGUACCACUUGUGUUCGGUUGCUACCUCAUGCGUAUGAUCUUCACUUGGCUCUUAGCUCUCCUCGACUCCAAUUUUAUGGGGCAUACAUUCUUGCAGAUCCUGACGCGGAUUUUUACUCCACCUCUUGGGAUAUAGUUAUCUUGUAUGGGGUUGUUUUCUUUGCAGUUGUCAUUUACUUGCAACAGCGAUUGGGCGGGCGAUUUCUUUCCGCAGAUAUCGAGGGAGGAUGUCUAUGA
Molecule: messenger RNA, 2670 nt
Organism: Rhododendron vialii
Lineage: Eukaryota; Viridiplantae; Streptophyta; Magnoliopsida; Ericales; Ericaceae
Exons: 1
Coding region: 1-2670 (889 amino acids)
Cellular component (GO): intracellular membrane-bounded organelle
Source: RefSeq, a predicted model, not a curated record